This is a messenger RNA of Formica exsecta, 2215 nucleotides long. It is a transcript of the gene Aldh-III, whose product is annotated as aldehyde dehydrogenase, dimeric NADP-preferring. Gene Ontology annotation, molecular function: aldehyde dehydrogenase (NAD+) activity. Bases 91 to 1776 code for a protein of 561 amino acids. The record is from RefSeq and is a predicted model, not a curated record. NCBI's taxonomy places the organism in Eukaryota, Metazoa, Arthropoda, Insecta, Hymenoptera, Formicidae. The transcript has 14 exons. Gene Ontology annotation, biological process: aldehyde metabolic process. Gene Ontology annotation, cellular component: cytoplasm.
UACGUAACUUUGAUCUUUGGAUCUCUGUAUAUGACAGAGAAUCAUUGCUGUGUGAACUGGUUGGCAAUCAAUCGGUGUCUACGAAAAUAAAUGGAUAUUAAUAAAACAACAAUACCUUGCACGGAAUCUGUAAACGUGGAUGAAGUGGCACUAGACAUUCCGACGGAUUCCGAGGAAUACGAAGAACAUGAGGAACACUCUGAUGUUUGCCGCAUCAAUAUACAAGAAAUUGUUUUGAAUGUUUCCGAACUAUCGAAUGGUAAACAAGCGCCAGAAAAUUAUGCAGAUGUAGUUCAGCGAUUGCGAGAUACAUUUCAAAGAGGAAAAUCAAAACCGAUAGAAUGGAGAAUCAAGCAAUUAAACCAGGUUUUACAUAUGAUAACGGAAACUACUUCGGAUAUUAUAGCAGCGUUAGCAUCAGAUUUGCAUAGGAGCAAGUUUGAAACGUACGCGUUAGAAAUCGAUUAUAUAAUCCAAGAGAUCAAAUAUAUACUUAUGCAUAUUAAAGAAUGGUCAGCGACAGAGAAGCCGUCCAAAGGAUUGGCGAACUUAUUCGAUUCGGUGGAAAUUCGAAAGGAUCCUUAUGGAGUAGUACUAGUCAUAGGUGCAUGGAAUUACCCUCUUCAAUUGAGUUUACUACCUAUGAUAGGCGCCAUAGCAGCUGGAAAUUGUGUGAUUUUGAAGCCCUCCGAGGUAGCAGCGGCCACAGCGAAAUAUUUGUAUGAAACUAUUCCGAAAUAUUUAGAUACGGAAUGUUGCCAUGUAGUAUCAGGAGGAGUCCAGGAAACAACAGAACUACUCAAUCAACGUUUUGAUUAUAUUUUUUAUACCGGAUCCUCUAUGGUAGGAAAAAUCGUACGGAACGCUUCCAAUAAAUACCUCACACCUGUUACGUUAGAGUUAGGCGGUAAAAGUCCCGUAUACAUAGAUAAUACAGUGGAUAUGCCGAUGGCAGCUAAACGUAUUUUAUGGGGCAAGUGUAUAAACGUCGGUCAAACUUGUGUUGCACCUGAUUAUAUUUUGUGUACAACCGAGGUGCAAAAUAAAUUUGUCGAAGAAGUUAAAAAGAUUCUAAAAGAAUGGUACGGCGAAAAUGUACAAGAGAGUCCCGAUUUGGCACGCAUAAUCACAGAGAAACAUUAUCAGCGACUUAUCAGUUAUUUAAACGGUAAUGGCAAGAUUGCCGUUGGUGGCGAUACAAAUCCUACAGAGAGAUAUAUCUCGCCUACAAUACUCGUUAAUGUCAAAUCAACGGACGCUAUUAUGCAGGAUGAGAUAUUUGGACCGAUAUUGCCUAUAAUAAAUGUUGAUAACGCAUAUGAAGCAAUUGAAUUCAUUAAUAAACGGGAGAAGCCAUUAGCAUUGUAUAUAUUUAGCCAAGAUAAAGGAACUGUAUCCGUAAUCAUAAAGAAUACAUCUAGUGGCAAUGUACUUGUUAAUGAUGUAUUAUUACAUGCAACAGUUGAGACUCUACCCUUUGGAGGGGUAGGGAAUUCUGGUAUAGGAGCCUACCAUGGAAAAUAUACAUAUGAUACAUUUACGCAUAAAAAAGGUUGCUUGAUCCGGAAUUACAAUAAAAUUGCAGAGAUGUUGGGAAAGAACCGUUUUCCGCCAUAUUCCGAUAAAAAAUUGAUGUUGCUUAGACAUUUACUUGAAAGAAGACCAGGAAUACCUGGCAUCAAAUAUUUGCCAUACAUAUUGAUGUUCGGCCUUGGAGUACUCACCACAAUUGGACUCAAGGCUAUAUUGAAGGAUGUUAACAUGGAUGAGCAGUAACAUGAAAAUGCCAUGCAGCGUCUCAGGAACAAAAUGUAUUAGUUACUUAACAUUACUUAUAGUGUACUUUUUGAGUUUUAUAUCAAUCACAUUACACAUUUUACAAUUAAUCUUAUAAUUCAAUGUAAAAACGUUUUGUACAAUACUUAUGGUUUUCUAUAUAUAUAUAUGUACACAUGUUAUGUGUUAUAUUAGUCUCACAUUGCACACAUGUACAAAUAUAUCUGAUCCCUUUGCGGAUUUUUUAUGGGGAAGAUUAUUGUAUUGAUAAAAAUAAAUAUUCUUGAUGGGAUAAGUUUUACAAUGAGUUUUAAAAUAAAUAUGAUGAUCAAAUAUUUAAUUGACACAUAUUACUCUGCAUGUUUUUUAUAUUCUGUAUCUUUUAAUUGUAUCCGUAUUUUCUACAAGGAUUGCAUAAAAUAAAUAUAUUAUUUUCAAU